ACAUCUGCAAUGAUAACAUUCCAAGUGUUCUGCUGUUUUAGGCCCCAGAGAGUCCAUAUUUAAUUGAAGGUAAUUCUAAGUACUUAUAAGUAUUUAGAAGUCUAAAAAUCACACAUAUCAGCUGCAGCACACUUGUGACUCUUUUGUUUCGUUGCAAAAGAUUAAGUAAACAGUUAUGAUGAUCCAUCCAACGUGUAACCUAAAAAUCAACUUUGUCGAAAUUCAGACGUCUGUAAAACACAAUAAAGGUAUUAAUUGAACCUAAAUUCAACGUUUUCUUGAGUGACUACAUUUUAACGCAUAAGCUUUCGAAAACUAAUGAAAUAAAUAGUUGUUUUGAAGUAAACUACUUAUAUGCGCUCUGACUAGUAAGUGGUAGGUAUAGGUAUAUGGUAAAGGACGGAAUGACGUUGGCGACACUGUGUCGCAAACAGCUGGGAAAAGUCGAACUUUCGCAUGCAUCGGCAUAAUCUAACUAUAGAGACUAUUGCUGUCCGAGCUGUAGCAACUAGCCAGAGCAACUCCUGUGCAAAUACAGUUUGAACUUUAAAGUAAUUUGUUUAACGCGCGACAACAAUUGUAUAAGAAGGUGGUUCGAGUGAAAAGUCGCUACUCAUGAUUCUGCGGACUAUACGAAGAAAAGCCGAGUCUUUUCUGCCGCUGUCGCUAUGGCUAAAAUCUCAGAGGAAGCUCAGCACAACAGAACUAGCACAAUUGACUCCCGAGGCUAUUCUCAAUGACCAGGUACGAGCAGCAUGCAUAAAACGACUGAAGCUUAUCAGUCUGACGAAGAAAUCAGGAAAUGAUGCGAGUCAAGCAGCUGUCCUGGUUCCUCUGUGUAUGCAUAAUGGAAAAUUGGGCCUUUUAUAUACUUUACGAUCAAACAAAGUGAGUAUGAAUCGAGGACAAGUGUCUUUUCCAGGUGGUAAGAAAGACAAUAAUGAUGCAACCUUGGAGGACACAGCAUUGAGAGAAACAUGGGAAGAAUUACACAUACCCAGGGAUACGGUUGACGUAUGGGGUAGUGGGAAUUUGGUAGAAAGGAAACAUGUAAGCGUGUUGCCAGUUUUGGGUUUCAUUGGUGAAGUUGAUCCCAAAAGCCUGCCUGUGAAUACACACGAAGUGGAAGAAGCAUUUGUUCAGCCACUGGAAAAACUCUGUGAUCCGCAAUUCUGUCGAUAUACACAAUUUAGGGAUAAUUACACACUGCCAACGUACAUUGGAGGAGAUCACAAAAUCUGGGGUCUGACAGCAGUAAUAACGCACCUAGUCAUGAGUGCUCUUGUGCCAGGCGUUUACAAGCAUAAGAUUGCAUACUUGAAGCCCAUCAGAGGAGAGAGCGAAAAAUCAUCAACUUCCAGCAAAGCUCAAAAAUCUUGAUUCCCGUAAAUGACGACGGCGCGUAUAUAUUUUUUGAUUUCUUGAGAGUACCUCGAUACGAAAAUAUUCAGUCUUUCAAUUUGUUUAACAAGAACCAAAUAAUAUAUAUUUUUCUAUUUAAUCUUGUACAAACUUGUGUUUGUCCAGAAAAAUGUACAAUUUGUAUAAAACAUUACACUUUGUAUGUUUGUAUAUUUAAAAAUCCAUGAUAUCAUUUGACGUUUUAAAUGUUUAAAACUCGUGCGAGAGAUAUAAUAAAACGAGUCGAUAAGUUA
Messenger RNA from Nasonia vitripennis (jewel wasp), 1655 nucleotides. Its product is annotated as nucleoside diphosphate-linked moiety X motif 8. The transcript is spliced from 2 exons. The record is from RefSeq and is a predicted model, not a curated record. Lineage: Eukaryota; Metazoa; Arthropoda; Insecta; Hymenoptera; Pteromalidae. Bases 616 to 1380 code for a protein of 254 amino acids. Gene Ontology annotation, molecular function: coenzyme A diphosphatase activity.